GGGCGGGAGCGGGCACUCGGGAGCGAGGACCCGGAGGCCUGAUGGCAGCGAGUUGAUGUGCUUUGUAGAGAGAAGAAAUCCCCUAUGUGCUUUAAACGCGCAGGGGAAAAUCACUGUAGAGAAGGGAGAUGCGAGAAAAGGGUUAAUGAUUGCUUCCACCUCCCCCUCUUCCCCCCUGCUUGGAUAAAGAUGGUCUUGGAUACCCUUUGUAAAUAGGAAUGUGGAGGUGGGAGGGGAAAAUCUGCCCGACUCCGUCUACUAUGUCGUGUCGGUGCCAUCAGAAGCCAGAAAAAUAAGCUGAGGAGAGAGAAAUAAGAAAAGACGGAGGAGAUGGGGUAUCUGUAACUCUGAGUUGUGCUUUCUGAACAAAGAAAGGGGCCCAAAAACUUGCCUGAAAGGCUGAGUUAUCAUCAAACCAAGGAAGAAUUUCUAUCUUAAAGCCCUUGCAAGAUAGGAACACUAUAAAAGUUAACAGGCAGGACCAUUUGAAAACAAACAUGGAUGACUAUGAUAUCAGGUCUGCUGCCAGCAUUUUAGCAUCUGUUAAAGAGCAAGAAGCUCGUUUCGAGCGGCUUACCCGUGCACUUGAGGAAGAACGGCGCAAUGUCUCCUUGCAACUUGAGCGUGCCAAUCAGCCUGCAGACCGAAUGAGCAUUUGCAACAUUGGCAAUGGUCAGCCACUGGCAACCGCCUGGCAGCAGCUUGUACUGCAGGAACAAAGCCCCAGUAACCAGACAUCAAUAGCAAUGAUGCAAGAGCCUCAAGAAAUGGUGGAAGAGACAGUUACUGUGGAGGAAGACCCAGGCACGCCCACUUCCCAUGUGUCUAUUGUCACUUCUGAAGAUGGAACCACAAGGAGAACUGAAACCAAGGUUACUAAAAUGGUCAAAACAGUCACCACCAGAACAGUGCGUCAGGUGCCCCUUGGGCCUGAUGGCCUGCCAUCAAUGGAUGGCUCAUCUCCCAUGGGCAGCUACACAGAUUCAAUAGACAGAAGGUACAUGAAGAAUGGGGAGCGGUACAUCACGCCACAAGCAUCGUCCACGUUAACCAGAUCUUUCAACAGCUACAACGAUUCUUACCCUGAAAGCCACGAAGGCCAGUAUCGCCCUUAUAUUGGUCACGAUGGCUACGGAGAUCUAUCUGAUAACUACGGCAGCUUGUCUCGUGGUGUCAACUACCGUCCUCGCUACGCCUAUGUGCCAGGAAACAGUUACAGGCCAGAUGAUGGUAGCUUCACUUUGCCAAGCAGAAGGGACAACUAUGGUCCUAUUGCCCAGCCUCAGGUGCCAGUGGGUAGCAAUGUUGACUUAAACCGCUCUCAGCCAGAACGUUUCCAGCCAGAGCCCUAUGGACUGGAAGAUGAUAACCGCAGCCUUGGAGUAGAUGAUGAAGGGUAUGAACUGGAUCCUGAUUACUCCACUGUGAACCGGAGGACAUCUGCAGGUGUGCCAGAGAGAGGGAGACCUCACAAAGGAAGGGGCUACGAUGACCCCAUCGAGACAGAGAUGGUUGAAGAGAGGAUACCUUACCUUCAUGGUGGCUACGCAGCACCACUGGCACAGCCAGAGAGGGGAAGCAUGGCUAGCAUUGACCGUCUGGGGAAGCGCUCCCCCUCUAUUGACAGCAUCCGUAAGGACCCCAGGUGGAGGGACCCUGACCUCCCCGAAGUAAUUGCCAUGCUCAGCCACCCUAUUGAUCCCGUCAAGUCUAACGCCGCAGCCUACUUGCAGCACUUGUGCUAUGAGAAUGAUAAAAUCAAAAAGGACGUGAGGCACCUGAAAGGGAUCCCCAUCUUGGUGGGCCUGCUUGAUCAUCCAAAGCCAGAGGUCCAUCGUAAAGCCUGUGGGGCUCUCCGAAACAUCUCCUAUGGGAAAGAUAACGAAAACAAGGUGGCUAUAAAGAACUGUGAUGGGAUCCCUGCCUUGAUCAGACUGUUGCGAAAAACAAAUGACAUGGAAGUCAGAGAGCUAAUUACAGGCACCCUGUGGAAUUUAUCCUCCUAUGAGCCCCUGAAGAUGGUCAUCAUCAACCAUGGUCUGCAGACACUUACCAAUGAGGUGAUUAUACCUCAUUCAGGUUGGGAAAGUGAGCCAAAUGAGGACUCAAAGCCUCGUGAUGCUGAGUGGACAACUGUCUUCAAGAACACUUCUGGUUGCUUACGGAACGUAAGUUCAGAUGGAGCAGAAGCACGGAGAAGACUAAGAGAGUGUGAUGGGUUGGUGGAUGCCCUCCUUCAUGCUUUACAGUCUGCGGUUGGCAAGAAGGACACAGACAAUAAGUCUGUGGAGAACUGUGUGUGCAUCAUGAGGAACCUUUCGUAUCAUGUCCACAAAGAGGUCCCUGGAGCUGAAAAGUACCAAGAACUAGAUGCCAAUCAGAUUACAAGCAGUGGAGGCUCUCAGAAGAAGAAGAAAGAUGAUGCUGGUUGUUUUGGUGGGAAAAAAGCUAAAGGAAAGAAGAAUGGAGACUUGGACAGGAAUUUUGAUACACUUGAUUUGCCUAAGAGGUCUGAAGCAGCAAAAGGCUUUGAAUUACUGUACCAGCCAGAUGUGGUCCGACUGUACCUCUCCAUCCUCACAGAAAGUCAGAACUUCAACACUCUGGAAGCUGCAGCAGGUGCUUUGCAGAAUCUCAGUGCUGGCAACUGGAUGUGGUCUACAUACAUCCGUGCAACAGUGCGGAAGGAGAGAGGUUUACCAGUGCUGGUGGAGCUGCUCCAGUCUGACUCUGACAAGGUUGUGAGGGCUGUGUCCAUUGCCCUGAGAAACCUUUCCAUGGAUCGUCGCAAUAAAGAUCUUAUAGGUAGUUAUGCCAUGGGUGAGCUGGUAAGAAAUUUGCCCAGCAGGCAGCAGAGAUCUGCAAAGAACCUGGAAGAGGAUACUGUGGUUGCAGUGUUGAAUACCAUCCAUGAAAUCAUUACUGACAGCUCAGAAAAUGCAAGGUCUCUGAUCCAGACACAGGGCAUUCAGAAGCUGGUAGCUAUCAGCAAGUCAAGCCAGUCUCCCAGAGAAACAAAAGCAGCAUCUCACGUUCUUCAGAUGAUCUGGAGCUAUAAAGAACUACGAAACGCCCUACAGAAGGAUGGCUGGAACAAAUCACACUUCCAGUCUGUUUCUGCAGCUCCAAAGGGUUCCAAAGGUACUGCUGGCAGGUCUGGCUAUGAUGACAGCACUUUGCCUUUGGUGGAUAAAAGUCAAGAUAACGAGAAGGCUGGGAGUCGUGAUAUGAUACCUAUGGAUGAACUUGGCCCAGAUGGGUACUCCACCAUCGAUCACCGGGACAAGGAGCGCAAAUACAAGACCAGUGAUAACACAGGGGAUGCCUCGGAGAAAGAACCUUUAAAAAAUGACACAAAUAGGAAAAACAUUAACAGGAGUAACAGGGCUUCGGUGAAUCUGGUGGAUGCCCGUGACAUUAAACCCCAGCCUGUUGACUCCUGGGUCUAAUUUGCAUGCAUGGGCUAGAGUCCAACCACAUUAUUUUGUAAUUGAGGGGGAGAAACAAACAUUGAAUCGACACAGAGGAUCUCAUCAGUCACCACUGCCAUUCAGAUUCGGAGGGCGCUGCAUCACUGGCCAGGCUGCAGAUUCCAGGAGGGUGUGGGGAGAAGACAGCUGCCUGCCAUUGCCAACCCUGGAGCACCAUGCCUUACAGCAAGACAGAUUGCUUUUGAACUCAGUUACAUUCCCACCCAGGAAUAGCCACCACCUCCCCCUCUCUCCCACUCCUGCAAGAAGAAAGCAAGCAAGAAAAAGAGAACCCAAGCUUCCGUCUAGCUGGCUGCCUUCUAGGGUGACUUUUAGGUGUGGAUGGUGCCAAGUAUGAGAAGUGGAGGUCACGUGGCAGCAAAGACAACAGCUUCACAAGUGAAACUGCAGAGUAUUUGAGAUGAUAUCGUAGGUGUAGCCAUGAACAGAACUGGUUUGGGGCUCGUUGUUUUGGGUUUUGUUUGGGGGGAUUUCGUUUGAGCUGUGACUCUCAACGUUUUUAAAGGCUUUUUUGAAAAACGUUUAGGUUUUCUUUAUUAUUUCCACAGAAAGUGCAGGAAUGUUGAGUGAGUUAAUGGGAUUUCAGUGAAAAGAGAAAUGCAGAACAAAACCCAUUAAACGCUGGUCAGUUGAACUGGAGAGUGGAUGACAAACUUGCUGCAAGCUGUAUAAUCUGCUUUUAGAGCAAGCUAUAUCAAUCGCAGUGCUAUGUUAUCAUUAUCAUCUGGGAUACAGUACUUCUGCCUUUGGAAUUCUGUAAUGGCUCUGUUUUUAUUUCCACAUAGCGAGAAGUUGUUUGCUGAAGGUUUCACUGUCCCUGGUUCAGCAAUCUAUGUGAAGAGAUGGAGCUGGCUGGCUUUUUAUGUUCUUGUUCUCCGAGACUGCAAUAAGGAGCUUUUACGUUUGAAAUGUACCAGAGUUGCAUUGAUGGUGAUUAACGAUUUGUUUUGCCAUAGCUGUUAACUCACUGGAAGAAAAUAGGAGCUUUGUUGUAGGAUGUCUGGCUUUUUGAAGGGUAUAAAUUUUAAAUGAGUCUGUCACUUAUGUUUUGAUGGUAAAUUUAUCACUGUUGGAUCCACGUUUGCUUUGGGCUUUAGAUCCUGAUGAAAGAUGCCACAAAGGGAACUGGUUUGGCAUUUUUUUAAAUAACCAUCAUCAUGAUUUCUGUGUUACUCUGGUUUUGUUUUCAGGUGACAUAUUUCAUUUGGUGUGAAAUUCACCCAUGUGCAACUGUUCUCCUCUAAGAUGCCAAGGCCUGCUUUGUGCAAGGGGCAACUUUUACCUCACGAGAACAUACUCUGCGUAGAUGGUAUCUGGCAGUGCCGUGAACUAAAUGACUUCAGAUCACUGAUUUUUCUCCAGGCAUUGGUCAAGGGAGGGCAGCAGAUGAGAAUAGGAAGCAAAUGUCUCACUAGUAGCAUCAGAGAACUUUUGCUGAUUUUGUUUGGUUGCCACUGUUCUUCAAUUGCCACAUUUAGUUCAAAACAAGCUCCUAAGAAACUGUGUGACUGGAAAGCACAUUUUGGAGCCCAGCGAACAUCAUCUGCAGUUUUCAGUGCCUGCCGUUUCCUUUGUAAUUUAAAAAGGGGAAGUAUCCCCACAACCUCACCUCCCCCCAGCUAUUACUGUACCAGGAAACAUCUACCAUUUUUGUAAAAAAAUGAAAAAAGUUUAAAAGAUAAAAAAAAAAAGCAAGUACCAAGAGCUUUGUAUCUUCUUGAGUAUAUGAGAAAUUUGACAUGAAUACAUAUAUAUAAAUAAAUAAAAAUCUAUAUAUCUAUAUAUAUAUAUUGUUGUGCAGAGGAUAGGUUAACAAAACCAGGUAAAGUAGUUUGCAGGAGAGGGAAGCAUUUGUUGAUUCAGGGAAAAAGACUGAUGCCAGAAGCUGUCAGUGAUUUGGAUGAUACGUGUGCUCCUUCGCACCCUCCCCCUUUGACCCUCAUCUUCCACGCACGCUGCAGUGGUCGCUUCUGGAUCCUGGGGAAGGUGAAGUUGCUCAGAGCAAGUUAAGAUAGCAAAGAUUUAUGUUAUCACCUGCAUGAGAGUUCCGUUGGGCCAAAGGCGCUCAGCAGAUUGAGGGAAGCAAAGAUACAUCUGUGAUUAUCUGCAUUGUGUCGGGGCAGUGUCUCUCUGUGUGUAGACAUAAAGUGUGGCAAUGAAACCAGAUACAUAGUCUGACUGUAUAUUCUAUCAAUGGUGCUCUUUUCAUACUUGUUCUUGCCAAUACGCGGAGACCCUUUUAACCAAGCUACACAGAAGAGUUUUAUAUCACUUUUGGUUAUGUACUUGGUGUAUUCUUUUUGUAUAUGAAAGGAUUUUUUUAAAAACGUUCAGUAAUUAGCAAUGGAACCUGCUUUGUAGCUGAUUAGAACAGUGUAAGAGAAGGGCCGUGCUGCCAGUCUGUCCCUGAUCUACUUCAUAUAUUUACCAAAGGAGUCUGAGCAAAAGUUCACCUAAAAUAAAGACCUGACUGUUGAAAGGAGUCUCUGCUAAGACUUUGUGGUUUUUAGUUGUUAUACAGAUAUUUCAAAGCCAGCAAGAGGUUAACAGAGAAAACUGCAGGAAGGGGGAAGUGAAGUGACAUGGGGCCAGUAAUGUCCAUGGCCUCUGAUCCCAGAUAACCCCAGUGCUGUCAGUGGAGCACCACAGGGACAGUCAAGAUCUGGAUUGGAAUUGACUUUGGUCUCUGUCAUUAGUGGGCUAAGAAGACCAAGGAGUGUUUGAGAAGCAAAUUCAGACCCUAUCCCACUUUCCUCCAAAAGUCCUUUCCAUAUUUAAACUGCAUCCUGUGAUCAGCAAACCUCCCUGUCAGCUCUGAUGGCACGGGCUGCCCAGGGUCGUCCUGACAAACUGUUCUGUUUUCCUGGGGGUAAGUGUUCCUGGCAGCCAGCAUAGUUCUGAGCUGACAACAUGGUUUAUUGCUACAGAAGAGCCAAGGAUGGUGUAUCAAGAAAUCAAGUACUGACUCCAUGAGCCAAGACUUCCCCUGGGAAUCACACAUCUUAGCCCUGCCCUUCCCAUGCCUUACACUAACCACCAAUUCCCAAGUAUGUAGCAAUAACCCAUCGUUUACAUUACUGUGGUGGUUUUUGUCUUCUCAACAAACUGUUGUUUGGACCUGGAGGAAAGAAAAUGGAUUGGAGGGUGACUUGCAUGUGAGACUAUUGCCUUGUAUUAUCAGCCCACCAGCUGAAGUCCAAAGCAAGAAACUUUGAACCAGGUCUGGUGAUGGAAUGUCCUUUGUGUCUACGGGCACAAGCUCACCUGUGGAACUUGCUAGUGGGAUGUGUGCCUGCCCUUACCUCUCCCCUCAUUAUUACAAGCGUGGGUGGCUGUUGGAGCUGUUCUGGGAUGUGGGUGGAUGAACCCAUAAUUGUUUUUUGGCAGCAGGGACUGUAUGUAAAGAAGGGCAAGUGGCAGUGUGUUUGACUAAAGCUGCAGUAGGGUCUGGAGUCUCCUGCUAAUAAGGCAGGCAGUGCUUUUUAGGGCUCAGGUGUGUGACUUUCACUUUUCCUAUUGGCUCCACUAUGAAAACUGGAGGGAAUCUGCCUGCAGAGGGCUGGGGUAGAAGAGAUUUCUACCCACAGAAGUUCUAGUGGGAGAGGUGGUUGUGGAAAGAAGCAAUGGUGUUGCAAGGCUCCUGCUAAAGAGGAGGAGGAAGUUUGUUGGCCCAGUGAAGGCUGAGAUAAUGUAGGGGAGAGGGAGACUUCUAAUGGCAAGUACUUACUGCAGAACUUUCUUCCCAGAGAGGCAACUUGCACAUCUCCCAAGCACCUUCACAAAGCUGUGGAGGUUUAAAAAAAAAGCACUGUGCAUCAAGACUCCUCUGGAGAAGCUUCAAGUUUGGCUGUUGAGUGUGUGAGCAACUGUACUUGUGCUUACAGCUUCCCAACUUAGUUGGUUGGUCUGCAGUCGGAGGAGAGAGGGAAGGCAAGGCUUCAGGAUGCUUUGUUUCUGUCGGAGUUGAGUAGUAAUUUAUCCAGAAGUGUGACUUUGACAACUCAAGAUGUGUCGCCAGCUUGAAAUGCUCCCCAGGGAACAGCUGAUCUUCGGUGUCUUCUGAGUAAAACACCCACCUAUCUGAGUUCAGCUCUGGUGUGCUCAGAAAUGCUGAUUCUGAAGGUGUCUGUAGCAGGAAAGCAGAUCUUGUCUCUGUUGCCAAGACAUCACAAAAGGGUCUGACUUGAGGACGAGGAACUGACUUGCUUUGUGACACAUCAAGAAAGCAGGGGUGGCAUGUUUGUAACUGCAGAUGAGUUUAAGUUCUUGCCAGCUCUGAGGAGUAGCUGUCAGUGAUGCUUUCUAGCUUUUAAGCUGGGCAAAGCUGUUUUCACUCUUAGAGUAGUUCCAUGAGAUUGAAGGUGGUGAGUUACCUCCUGUUACUUGCCUUAAAGCUGAGUGUAUAGGCUCAGCUACCUGUGAGAGGCACACAUCUUGUGGGAGUCAGCAAAGCCUCACAAGCCAAAUGGGCACAUGAGAGUAGUUGUAGUCUCUUCUGCUGACUGCCCACACAGUGAAAGCUAUAGUGUGCCAGUAGCUUGAGCCAGGAUUUCUGUGCUGUUGGGAUGGAGUUGUGCUCUCACAGUUGUCAAAGGUGUUUAUAUAGGCAUAGUUUCUCACCAAGUUUCUGCUUUGAUGGGGGGGUUUGUUGCCCCUGAAGUCUGGUGUUUCCUUAACUUUGACAGAGAAAUUCUCUGAUUUAUUGGUACAGUAACUAAUCUAGUGCAUUUAAGGGGAAGGUUUUCUGAACCUUUUUUUUUUCUGUCUUAAGUUUUACAUCAGGGUAGGAUGUUCUCAAGUCCAAGUUGAGGAGGAUAGUGCAGAUACUAUGGGGCCUGCCAAUCUGGUUCUUACUGUUCAGAACAACAAAAUAACUAGACUAAGAAGCUUACUGGUAAUUAGUAGCUAAUGUGUUUGUAACUAUCAUGUGCCUUAAAAUUUUCAUGGUAGGAGAAUAAAAAAGAAACAAAAAUCAACAAUGUGUUUUCUGUAAUACUGCUCAACAUUCUCUCUGUAGUUUAGACUGGUGGGAUUUUGCAUUGUAUUUACACUGUACUAUAAACUGAAACACUUAGAAUGGUUUGAUUUUACAAGUAUGGAGAGGAAAAAAAAAAACAGGUGGAUUAUGCUUUUCAUAGAACAAAUGUUACCGUGACAGAAUGUAUUAUUAUUAUAGGAUCUUUCCAUAAUGCAGACAAGUAGAAUGCUUGUUAGAAACCAGGUAUGUAGGAUAACAAUUUGGUGUGUUUUCAAUAAACCAUGCCUGGAAAGAA
Messenger RNA from Colius striatus (speckled mousebird), 8764 nucleotides. It is a transcript of the gene ARVCF, whose product is annotated as ARVCF delta catenin family member. Lineage: Eukaryota; Metazoa; Chordata; Aves; Coliiformes; Coliidae. Gene Ontology annotation, molecular function: cadherin binding. Gene Ontology annotation, cellular component: plasma membrane; adherens junction; cytoplasm. The record is from RefSeq and is a predicted model, not a curated record. The transcript has 21 exons. Gene Ontology annotation, biological process: cell-cell adhesion; cell-cell junction assembly. The coding region runs from base 498 to 3449 and encodes 983 amino acids.